Molecule: messenger RNA, 2017 nt
Organism: Aplysia californica (California sea hare)
Lineage: Eukaryota; Metazoa; Mollusca; Gastropoda; Aplysiida; Aplysiidae
Product: Bardet-Biedl syndrome 7 protein homolog
Biological process (GO): cilium assembly; intracellular protein localization; intracellular transport
Cellular component (GO): membrane; axoneme; BBSome
Source: RefSeq, a predicted model, not a curated record
UAAAAUGAAAUUGUGACAAAUUAACUGAGCCGGUGACAAACUGGGCAGCCCCCGUUUCUUCUACUCCUAUUCUUUUAAAGUAAUCAACAGAUAGAAAUCUAGGCCAUCAUGCAAGCUUCAAAGUAAUGAACUAAAAAUCAAUCCGGCCCUCGCAGCCUUUGCACGCCUGACACUCAACAGAAGAUCUACUCAACAUAAUGAACUAGCAGACCACCCCCUCGCCCCCCAACCUCGUUUCUUCUUUCUCUUUUUCACUGGAAUCACUGCAAGGUUGUUUCGUGACAGAUUUCCCUCCCUUCUUUUAUCUUUCGUGCGAAUAGGCCUCAUCAGCUGCUUCGCCGGCACUUUAAUAAUUAUUAAUCAAACUAUACUAAACCGUCAGCCAUGCUAACUCUUUAAAAUAUAUGAAUUCAGCAACAAAAUCAUAAACCAAAUUAUAGUUUUAAAAGUUCAUAGCCUAUUGAAUAGUUAGCUAGCGCACCAAGCCUUGGGGUGCAAGCGGAAGAAGCCUUAACCCCGUAUCUUUUAUUCACUGCGAAACUAGUUUGUUGUGUGGUUGCUGCAUACUAUUCUUGACUCGAACGAUUGUCAAGUGCUUUAUAAUUAUUGCUGCAACACACGUUGGAAUAAACACUCCAGGAUUAUAAUUAUUGCUGCAACACACGUUGGAAUAAAUGCUCCAGGAUUAUAAUUAUUGCUGCAACACACGUUGGAAUAAAUGCUCCAGGAUUAUAAUUAUUGCUGCAACACAUGUUGGAAUAAACGCUCCAGGAUUAUAAUUAUAGCUACAACGCACACUGGACUAAACCUUGCAACCUCCCAAGAUGAUGGAGCUGGACUUAACUCGUGUUGACUACCUGCAGGCGGGAAUAACAUGCCCUAAGUCAAUGCAAGUCCUGCCCAUAGCAGGCAAAACUCAAAAGAUUGCUGUUGGCGACAGUGAUGGAGUUGUUCAGUGUUUUGGAGUACGGAAAGGGGAAGUCCAGGUAUGUGGAGGGCACAGAUCUCCUGGUGUGUGGCAACUUUGUGUUCAACCACUACCGCGACUGCAAGGACAUCAACUACGUGGUGUGCAACGACAAAAUCACUGACGUCCUGUGCCUGCCCACGGAGACACGGAAUGGAAUCACCCCCAUCUUGGCCUGCCAGGACCGCGUACUGAGAGUGCUCCAGUUUGGUACCAAGCCACCGCUGGGAAGUGCCCAAUGACAAGCGUAGCGGAGGUGUGCUGUGCCUAGACAACUACGACAUCACCGCGGACGGCGUCCUUGACCUCCUGGUGGGCCGCGAUGACGGGCAGGUGGAGGUGUACAGUUAUGAUGACGCAGACGAGCCCGUCCAUCGCUACAGUCAUGCUGGGUGUUUGCCCUAACCACAGAGCACCUGACCAAGGAGGCGGGGCCUCAGCAUGUCGCCACAGACGCGGUCGCCGUGGCUAAAAUCAACAACCUCAAGUAGGUCCUGGCGUGCCGUGUACUCUCUCCCCCUCCCAGCUCUUGUCAUUUUGUCACCGUGGUCCAUCUUUGUCACUGUGGUCCAUCUUUGUCACCGUGGUCCAUCUUUGUCACCGUGGUCCAUCUUUGUCACCGUGGUCCGUCUUUGUCACUGUGGUCCGUCUUUGUCACCGUGGUCCAUCUUUGUCACUGUGGUCCAUCUUUGUCACCGUGGUCCGUCUUUGUCACCGUGGUCCGUCUUUGUCACUGUGGUCCGUCUUUGUCACCGUGGUCCGUCUUUGUCACUGUGGUCCGUCUUUGUCACCGUGGUCCAUCUUUGUCACUGUGGUCCAUCUUUGUCACCGUGGUCCAUCUUUGUCACCGUGGUCCGUCUUUGUCACUGUGGUCCGUCUUUGUCACCGUGGUCCGUCUUUGUCACCGUGGUCCGUCUUUGUCACCGUGGUCCGUCUUUGUCACUGUGGUCCGUCUUUGUCACCGUGGUCCAUCUUUGUCACUGUGGUCCAUCUUUGUCACCGUGGUCCAUCUUUGUCACCGUGGUCCGUCUUUGUCACUGUGGUCCGUCU